This is a messenger RNA of Dovyalis caffra, 1257 nucleotides long. The record is from the annotation of a GenBank genome assembly. NCBI's taxonomy places the organism in Eukaryota, Viridiplantae, Streptophyta, Magnoliopsida, Malpighiales, Salicaceae.
AUGUCCAUCACAGUAAACACAACAAAUUCUUCAGAAACUACCAAAUCGCCGCCCCCAUCACCAGGGGAGAUAACAUCAAGCCCUUCGCCACAAGAGAGAACACCAAGCCCUUGGAUACAACAGAGAAUACCAAGCCCUUUGCCAGAAAUAAGGCCUCAUACUACUCCAAGACGUUCAGCACCAAUUAUAGCAGGAGUUACAGGUAUUGGUCUUCUUAUCAUUUCUUUUGUAGUGAUUCUUAUUUUGAGGGCCAAAUGGUGUGGGAAGUCUGAAAACGUUGGGCAGGAUGUGGAAUAUGAUCAUAUAAAGCAAGUUCCAGGAAUGCCUGUGAGGUUUUCAUACGAAGAACUUUGCGUUGCAACCGAUGAUUUCAAGGAGAUACUUGGAAGAGGAGGCUUCGGGUCUGUAUUCAAAGGAAAAUUGGCAGAUGGAACAGAAAUUGCUGUGAAGAGGUUGGAGAAAUUAGGCCAAGGAAUGAGUGAGUUUUUAGCAGAAGCCGAGGCAAUUGGAAGUCUGCACCAUUUUAACUUGGUGUGGUUGAUUGGAUUUUGCGCAGAGAAAUCCUUUAGGCUAUUGGUUUUUGAGUAUUUGAGCAAUGGAUCAAAUGUCGAUGUAUCACAACCAGAAUCUGCCUUUCAUUUGCUUACAACUUUACAGAAGAAAGCUGAUCAAGAUAGAGUAAUAGACAUGGUGGAAACAUCAGAUGAAUACACGCAGAGUAAUAGAGAAGAAAUGCUCAGGAUGAUACAUGUUGCUGCUUGGUGUUUGCAAGAUGACCCUGAAAGAAGGCCUCUCAUGUCCACUGUUUUGAAAGUGUUGGAAGGUGUAAUGGAGGUAGAUUCAAACAUCAAUUUUCAGUUUUCGCAUGCAUUGAUUGCCUCUUCUGUUGAUGAUGUAGUUGUAAAUCUCUCCCUUUUGGAAGAAACAAAAUUCAUCAAGCUUCUUGUCACUUCUACUACUAUUGCAUGCUAUCUUAAGCUAAGCACAGUUGCUUUUAAACUAGCCAAGGUUUCUUUUGACCAUGCUUAUAUGCAUGUCAUGGGUGCCUCAGAUUAUCAAAAUGCUUGCUAUAAUGCAUUUAGAAAGUACCCUGGAUUGGCUUAUCCUUCUGAGCUUGCAAGUAGAGAGGCUGGUUUGAAGCAUAUUUGUGAUGUGGUUUUGGGAUUCAUUGAUCAUCUUGGGGCAUGCUUUAAUUCUAGGGAAGAUGAUUUUGGUAGGUCAAGGGAAGAUGUUGUGGCUAUUGAAGGAGAUGUGUAG